UAACCGCAAAUCGGUUUCUAUAUGAUGUAGAUUUUUGCAAUAUGGAGAAAGAAAAACAUGUGGUGGAGGGUUCGACACAGAAAAACUUGGCCCUAGACCCCGAGAUGCAAAAGGAGUUCAAGAAGAAUAACAAAAAAAUUAAAGCAAAGAAAGUACCAGGAAAAAAAGAAUCAGGAGUAGUGUACCUUGGUCACCUGCCCCAUGGGUUUUAUGAAAAACAAAUCAAGCAGUACAUGUCCCAGUUUGGGAAAGUGAAAGCUGUGAAGGUCUCACGAAGCAUUAAGACAGGAAAAAGCAAAGGAUAUGCUUUUGUGGAAUUUUAUUCAGAUGAAGUUGCUAAAGUGGUAGCAGACACUAUGGACAAUUAUUUAGUAUUUGAAAGAAUUGUCAAAUGUCAGUAUGUGCCUACCGCAAAACUUCAUCCAAAGAUGAUGGGAAGAAGGAGUGGAGUGUUCAAGCCCCCAAAGGCUCACAUCCUGGCCCGGGACAGACACAACAACAAGCAUAAGGAGGUCAAACAGGAGAAGACCAUCAAAAGACUGCUCAAGAAACACAAAAAGAGAAGUGACAUGCUGAAAUCUCUUGGAAUAGACCUGCAGAUGGACAAGCUGGAAAAUGUUUUAACUGCAGGAAAAAAAAUUCUUAAAGAGAAAGCCGAAGAAAGAGAAAAGGCAGCCAAGUUAAAGUCGAACUCAGAAUCUUCUGCAGAGAAACCCUCAACAGUAAAAAAAACUCCCAAGUCUACCAUCAAAUCAAAACCAGCAGGUUCUAAAUCAACCAUCUCGCCUGGGAUGAACAAGACACCAAAGGCACUCAAAGCAACUCCUGUGUCGACGAAAAAGGCAAAGACACCCAAGGGAACUCCUGCCUCAAAGAAAUCAACUGAAGCUACAUCGACACCAAGAAAUGUAACCACACCGGCGAAAUCAAAGUCGGCAACCCCUGUACAUAAACUCACUCCUAUGGUUCAAAAGAAGAAGAAAACUUUGUCAGAGUCUUUUAACUCCUCGAGGGAUCAGAGCAUGGAGGUUCUGAUAGAGGACAGUGAAGAAGAGGAAAUCUCAUUUAAAACUCCGCCACACUCCGUUAGGUCGUCAAAGACGCCAACCAUGACUGCCUCCACCAAGAAGAAACGCGCCAUGUCUGCCAAGGAAAACAAUGUCACUCCCGUCGGAAGGCCUCAGAAGAAGAGAAAGAGUGUAACAUGAUGCAUGGGAAAUCAUCUGGACUGUUAUUUUGUGGUGGAAUUCUAAGGUGAAUGUUGAUGAAUUUACACAAAUUUGGGGCAAUGACACUGACAACUGUGCAUCCAAACUGUUCAAUCAUCAUCAGGAUGAUUAAUUUUUAUCAAAUAAAAAUACAUAUAUGUUUAAUAUUGAACUAGAGAAAAUGCAGUUGUACAUUUAUUGCACAUGGGAUAUAUCUGUACAUUGUGACAAUAAGUAUUGCUGCAAAGUGAUAUGCAGUAUAUAUGCAGUGCCGUAUGAAGUAAAAAUCAUUUGAUGGAGGUAAUGUUUUACCUAUAACUUGUUAAUUGUUUUUAAGAGAGAUCAAUAAAUAAUAACUUUAUGAA
Molecule: messenger RNA, 1573 nt
Organism: Magallana angulata
Lineage: Eukaryota; Metazoa; Mollusca; Bivalvia; Ostreida; Ostreidae
Product: MKI67 FHA domain-interacting nucleolar phosphoprotein-like
Exons: 5
Coding region: 42-1208 (388 amino acids)
Biological process (GO): maturation of LSU-rRNA from tricistronic rRNA transcript (SSU-rRNA, 5.8S rRNA, LSU-rRNA)
Cellular component (GO): nucleolus
Molecular function (GO): RNA binding
Source: RefSeq, a predicted model, not a curated record